This is a messenger RNA of Gloeophyllum trabeum ATCC 11539, 2144 nucleotides long. Its product is annotated as 20S proteasome subunit. The coding region runs from base 68 to 1006 and encodes 312 amino acids. Gene Ontology annotation, cellular component: proteasome core complex. The transcript has 10 exons. The record is from RefSeq and is a predicted model, not a curated record. Lineage: Eukaryota; Fungi; Basidiomycota; Agaricomycetes; Gloeophyllales; Gloeophyllaceae. Gene Ontology annotation, molecular function: threonine-type endopeptidase activity.
UGCAAUAGCCGCGUCACCUUCACGCUCAAUACACAUAUUGUACUUUGCUUUCGGCCGUGAACGCGCCAUGAACACUUUCGUCAACCAGUUCUCUACCAGCAGUGCACUCAGUGUCAUUCGGAAGGCGCAGGCUCUUGUAGACGACGACGAAGAGUUCUCGGAUGCUGCAUGGGGUUCUGAGGCUGGCUUUGGCAACUUAGCGAAAGGCGUGCCAAGUUUCUCUGUCCCUGCUGUCCACGACCCUACAGCAUUUCUGCGCUUGCACACGGACGACCACGCCGAUCCCAACUGCAGGAUCAAGAUUCAGCAUGGAACAACUACUUUGGCUUUCCGAUUCCAAGGAGGCGUGAUCGUGGCAGUCGACUCUAGAGCAACAGCUGGAAGCUACAUCGCAUCUGGGACGGUGAAGAAGGUCAUUGAGAUUAAUCCGUACUUGCUCGGAACUAUGGCUGGAGGAGCCGCCGACUGUCAAUAUUGGGAGACGUACCUUGGUAUCCAAUGCCGGUUACACGAACUGCGAAACCGGGAACGGAUCUCCGUCGCCGCCGCUAGCAAAUAUUUGAGCAACCUUGUUUACAGUUACAAGGGCAUGGGUCUCAGUAUGGGAACCAUGAUCUGCGGAUGGGACAAAACGGGACCCGCUGUAUUCUAUGUAGACUCCGACGGCACGCGACUAAAGGGCGACCUGUUCUCCGUCGGCUCAGGAAGCACUUUUGCCUACGGUGUUCUGGAUCAAGGUUACCGGUGGGACCUCACAGAUGAGGAGGCCCAGGAAUUAGGUCGCCGGAGUAUUUACGCUGCAGGGCACCGUGAUGCCUUCUCAGGUAACACUUGCAACUUGUAUCAUGUCAAGGAAGAUGGAUGGCGUUUCCUCGGCAACUACGAUAUUACUAAGAUGCACUACGAAGGACCCGGCGACGUCCCUGGCAGCGCGAAGACCGGGUACGGCUAUGACGUCCGCGUCGAAGGCCGCGUCUCGUCGGCUGCUCCUGCUGUAGCCUCAUAGACUUCCGCUUACGGUGUUCCAAUUCUGUACUUUACAUAUCUCUGAUAUACAUUCCAUUAAGCAUGGUCCGGUAUAGCGUCACCUGUGGACGGCUUGUACCUGCGGGGUAGUGUGAAGCGGUAGUCCUCCAUUCAUAUCUUACCGGUACCGAUGUGUGCUGCUAUCCAUUUACGGAUGAAUGUACUGCUCAUCUUCGCCUGUUUGAGCAGUUCAGCAUUUGUGUGAUCAAGACUGGACUCUGUAGACGAUAUCACGUCUAUGACAAAUGUUCGCAGAGGUGGCAGAGACUUCUCCUUGCGGAGUUUAUCGAUGGAGGCAGCACCAGGCAAAGUCUCCUGGCUCACGACCAACGCUUGGAUGUUCGGGUCCCAGGCUGUAGGACCGUAGACGUCGUCGAUGGCCACGAUGUUAUACACGAGGCCGGGCUUGAACAAUUCCAAGAAAGCCCGAACGCGGGCCACUCGCUCAGGGAGCUUCUCCAAAACUUCUUUGUUGGACUUGUUCACCAACAGCUUAUCCCCUGUAACCCCGACGAUCACUUUCUCCUGAGCAAUCCAAGCGCUCAUGCUCAGGAGGAUCUUAUGCCCAGCGUGCAGGUGGUCGAAUGUGCCCCCUAACGCCACGACAGGAUACACGGGUGGCAGGUGCUCAUCUUGGUUGCUAGGACCACUCUUCGAGCGUGUCUCUACUGACAGAUAUGCAGGACCUCCUGGAGGUAGCCAUGUCUGCGGCAAUGAUAACACGGAUUGGGGAAGUUGUGUACGGAGUUCUGGGUCUCCUGCGACCCUGAACAACCGCUGCAUCCCAUCGCCCGAUGCCUCCGGCAGAUGGUCAUGUGUACCUUUCAGUAGGACGUCGACAUCCAUCAAGACUCGGUCAUGGUCCUGCGCAGUCUUGGUUGCUUGCACAUAUACAUAGGUCAGGAGCCUCUGAACAUUGUCCCAUGCGCUCGUAGGGGAUACGCCAUGUUCAGCAGUGCCAUCGAAAGGGUUGAACAGUUCGGAGACGAGGACAAUGAGCAAUCGUUUCCGUGUUCUGGUCGUGGCUAGCGAUAUGGCAGGACCCAGACUAUGAGCUGCUUCGAAGGACUCAAGGAGACCGAUGAGAACGGCAUGGUCAGUGUCGGGUACCGCGAAUG